Messenger RNA from Cetraspora pellucida, 279 nucleotides. The record is from the annotation of a GenBank genome assembly. Lineage: Eukaryota; Fungi; Glomeromycota; Glomeromycetes; Diversisporales; Gigasporaceae.
AUGCCAGCACUUUUAUUUGAUUGGAAUGAUGCAGGUUUUAAUGACACUGUCGUUCCAAAUUGCCGUAAUGGUAUUGCAACACAGACCAAAGCGUCUAUAAUUGCAAAUCUCCUUGCAAACGGUGCAACUGAUUAUGGGAAUCGGAACAUAUUAUUCAUUUUUCCAGAUGGUCACGCAAUUGGGGGUUGGGCCACUAAUGUGGCAACAAACUUACCUUGGGCGGGCGAAACACCAAAAUGGUAUUCCCGAUGUCUGCAACCACCUCUUAAGAAUAAAUAA